AGUCCUUAGAGGAGGACCAGCGGUUCCCGGAACGGCCUCGGGAGCGCGGGUUGUCGGUGUCGCUCACCUCCCGGGAGUCCGGCAGCGGCACGGACCCGCGGAGGAGCGAGCUGGACGCGGCGGGAGGCGGCAGGCUGUGGGGGACCUGCGAGUGGCCGGGCGCCACUUCGGCACCGAGCUCCGACAGGUCCUCCUCAGGGCCCAGGGCCGUCCCGGCCGGGCAGCCACGGCGAGACGCCGCUCCUGACGUCCACCGCCGGUCCUUCCUCACCUGGGCCGGGGGUACUUGGCCGCGGGAACGCCUCUGAGGACACAGCACUAAGCAAGAACCAACAGUGGUGUGUUGGAGAUUCUGAGCAAUCAAAAUGCAACCAGACAUGUCCUUGGACGAUAUUAAGAUGGCAUCCAGUGACCUGCUGGAGAGGGCAGACCUAGACAGCGGAGGCUUCGGGAAGGUGUCCUUGUGUUUCCACAGAAGCCAUGGAUUUGUCAUCCUGAAAAAAGUAUACACAGGGCCCAACCGUGCUGAGUACAAUGAGGUUCUCUUUGAAGAGGGGAAGAUGAUGCACAGACUGAGACACAGUAGAGUGGUGAAGCUACUGGGCAUCAUCAUAGAAGAAGGGAAUUAUUCGCUGGUGAUGGAGUACAUGGAGAAGGGCAACCUGAUGCACGUGCUAAAGACCAAGAUAGGUGUCCCACUUUCCUUGAAAGGAAGGAUAAUCGUGGAGGCCAUAGAAGGCAUGUGCUACUUACAUGACAAAGGCGUGAUACACAAGGACCUGAAGCCUGAAAAUAUCCUCGUCGACCGUGACUUUCACAUUAAGAUAGCCGAUCUUGGUGUGGCUUCCUUUAAGACAUGGAGCAAACUAACUAAGGAGGAAGACAACAAGCAGAGAGAAAUGAGCAGCACCGUUAAGAAGAACAACGGAGGUACCCUCUACUACAUGGCACCCGAACACCUGAAUGACAUCAAUGCAAAGCCCACGGAGAAGUCGGACGUGUACAGCUUUGGCAUUGUCCUUUGGGCAAUAUUUGCAAAUAAGGAGCCCUAUGAGAAUGUCAUCUGUACUGAGCAGUUCGUAAUCUGCAUAAAAUCUGGGAACAGGCCAAAUGUGGAGGACAUCAUUGAGUACUGUCCAAGGGAGAUCAUUGGCCUCAUGGAGCGGUGUUGGCAGGCGACCCCAGAAGACAGGCCAACAUUUCUUGGCAUUGAAGAAGAAUUUAGGCCUUUUUAUUCAAGUCAAUUUGAAGAAUAUGUAGAAGAGGAUGUGGCAAGUUUAAAGAAAGAGUAUCCAGACCAAAGCCCAGUUUUGAAGAGAAUGUUUUCUCUGCAGCAUGACUGUGUACCCUUACCUCCGAGCAGGUCAAAUUCAGAACAACCUGGAUCACUUCACAGUUCCCAGGGACUCCAGAUGGGGCCUGUGGAGGAGUCCUGGUUUUCUUGCUCCCCAGAGUACCCACAGGAAGAGAAUGAUCGCAGUGUACAGGCUAAGCUGCAAGAGGAAGCCAGCUAUCAUGCUUUUGGAAUAUUUACAGAGAAACAGACAAAACCGCAGCCAAGGCAGAAUGAGGCUUACAACAGAGAGGAGGAAAGGAAACGAAGGGUCUCCCAUGACCCCUUUGCACAGCAGACAGCUCGUGAGAAUAUUAAGAGUGCAGGAGCAAGAGGUCUUUCUGAUCCCAGCACAACCAGUCGUGGAAAUGCAACACAACAGCUGUCAUGGCCGGCCACCCAUACAGUUUGGAACAAUGGAGUAUAUAAUCAGCAUGGGUUUGGAACUACAGGUACAGGAGCUUGGUGUCGGCCAAAUCCAAGCCAAAUGUAUAGUACUUAUAAAACUCCAGUGCCAGAGACCAACAUACCAGGAAACACACCCACCAUGCCAUACUUCUCCAGGCCAGUAGCAGAUGACCUCAUAAAAUGUACUAUAUUCAAUAGUUCUGGUAUUCAGAUUGGAAACUACAAUUAUAUGGAUGUUGGACUGAAUUCACAACCACCAAACAACACUUGCAAAGAAGAGUCGGCUCCCAGGCACCAAGCCAUCUUUGAUAAUGCCACUAGUCUGACUGAUAAACACCUGAACCCUAUCAGGGAAAACCUGGGAAAGCAGUGGAAAAACUGUGCCCGCAAGCUGGGCUUCACUGAGUCUCAAAUCGAUGAAAUCGACCAUGACUAUGAAAGAGAUGGACUGAAAGAGAAAGUUUACCAAAUGCUUCAGAAGUGGCUGAUGCGGGAAGGCACCAAGGGGGCCACAGUGGGAAAGUUGGCCCAAGCACUUCACCAGUGUUGCAGGAUUGACCUGCUGAACCACUUGAUUCGUGCCAGCCAGAGCUAAGCCUGGGCGGGCUCUGGCAGUGGGAAGCAAGCUGUUCAUCUGGUGCACAAACCCCAUUUGCCCCCUAGCCUUCAGAACUCUAUCUCAGCAUGAGCUCUGCAUCUGACCACACAGGGUCAUGCAGUUUGGAACUGGUGACUGGGAAGAGAAAUCUGAACCCCACGGUGAUUCUUCAGAACAUACAAGCAUAAAGACUGCUGAAUGAAUGGUCCAUGACCAGUAGGAG
This is a messenger RNA of Mus pahari (shrew mouse), 2562 nucleotides long. It is a transcript of the gene Ripk1, whose product is annotated as receptor interacting serine/threonine kinase 1. The transcript is spliced from 11 exons. Lineage: Eukaryota; Metazoa; Chordata; Mammalia; Rodentia; Muridae. Bases 366 to 2336 code for a protein of 656 amino acids. The record is from RefSeq and is a predicted model, not a curated record. Gene Ontology annotation, molecular function: JUN kinase kinase kinase activity; protein binding; ATP binding. Gene Ontology annotation, biological process: protein phosphorylation; signal transduction.